Molecule: messenger RNA, 483 nt
Organism: Cotesia congregata
Lineage: Eukaryota; Metazoa; Arthropoda; Insecta; Hymenoptera; Braconidae
Source: the annotation of a GenBank genome assembly
AUGAGCUACGAGCACCCCACCCCUGUCACUGGCAAAACUCAAACACGAAACCCUUUAAAAAAUGUAACACCAGAAACCCGUACAAAAACGGAACCAUGCGACGAGAUGCCAGCACACUCGCAGUCCCAAUCAUCGUCAUCCCAACAGCAACCUCAGCAGUCCCAGUCACAAUCCUCUCAGCAGUCGCAUCAGCAGCCCCCACAACAACAGGCCCAAUAUCGGGAGUCCCAGGUUCCGCGUCCACCUCAACAACCUACGACGCCAGAUGCAAUAAAGCCUGGUUGGGGUUACGGGCUUGAUCUGAUUGGUGGUCAGGCUUCUGCAUUUUGGCAAAAUUAUCAAGAAUCACUCGCCCAAGAGUUGGAGCAAGAGAGAAAAUCGCGACAACAUCAAGCCACUGAAAGGGAUCAAGUCAAAUCUCCCCUUCAAGAAUCCCGAACGGGUUACUACAAGAACUCCGUACUCUUCACAAGCGCGACCUAG